Molecule: messenger RNA, 1155 nt
Organism: Trypanosoma grayi
Lineage: Eukaryota; Euglenozoa; Kinetoplastea; Trypanosomatida; Trypanosomatidae
Exons: 1
Coding region: 1-1155 (384 amino acids)
Source: RefSeq, a predicted model, not a curated record
AUGCUUCGCUCUGAGCUUGCUGCUGGUGUGGCGAGAAUCGAUACUCAUGACAACGUGGUGGAGACUAUAGACAAUGACUCAAAUAGCACUGCAGCCAGCAGCUGGUGCUCCCUCAACGCCAAUAACAGCAACUUCAAAAGUUGUAACGACAAGAGCAGCAGUACCAGGAGCGGCAGUGACAGUGGAAGAAAUAUUACACUGGCCUGCGAACAACCCAGCGGAAUCAACCGGGCGCCUUCCACGGAAGAAUGUGGCGCUGCACAGGAGCCCAUAAUAGCGGAGGGACGACUGUCGUUGGACCUCUCAUCGCUUCGCGUUCCUCCACUGGAGGCUACUGGCGCUGGUGAGGACCGGCACAGUGGGACCAGGCCUGUAACGCUCGCUGAACGUCUCCUGCAGGGGUGGCCGAUGAGGCGACGCAGCGAGGUGAUGGCCGGCAGACCGGCAGCCGGGGCUGUCAUUGCGGCGUCGUCGUCGUCGUCGUUCCUGCGGCCGCCGGAGCCUCUAGUUCGCUGGGUGGCACAGCGAACGUACGCACCUGCGGUCGCCGCAUCGUGGCGGCUGCCAAGCGAGAACCGCGAGGUGAAUGGCGUGAUGCUUGAAGCGGACACAGUGCCACUGCUGCAUCGCCGGGCAGUAAAGACGCUGUCCCCACCAAUGCCGCUGACUCACAGCCGCCGCGAAAUUGAAUGUGAUGUGGCGAGGGACGCAGCACCUACGGAGCGGGAGGCACCCAGUAAAAAAAACCAACGCAACAGUAGCAACAAUAUCGACAUCGACAAGAGUAACAAGAAUGACGCAACCGCCAUAAUCCCUGCAACACGAUACUGUGCACCGGACAACUCGCUCAACGCCAUCUCGACCUUCCAUUUGCGAGACUGCGUGAAGAGCAGUGUUGCACCGCUGCCACAACCCCGGCGCGUUGGGGCGAUGGAAGAAACAGAGGGGAAACACGCCCCCGUGCCACAGCACGUGAGCCUCCUGCGCUACAAGGGUGUGAAUGGAGCCCCCCUGUGCUCUGAAGGUGGGCACCGUCGCCUUGACGCUGCCGGUGUCACCAGUAAUGCGGAAGCCAGCGUCACUGCCCUGCUACAUCGCCACCAGCACCGUUGUGCCGUAAUGGCACUCGAGGGCUCAGAGAUACCGCCACGGUGA